Molecule: messenger RNA, 2381 nt
Organism: Branchiostoma floridae (Florida lancelet)
Lineage: Eukaryota; Metazoa; Chordata; Leptocardii; Amphioxiformes; Branchiostomatidae
Product: protein RRNAD1-like
Exons: 3
Coding region: 40-1722 (560 amino acids)
Source: RefSeq, a predicted model, not a curated record
UGCAGCAGUCUAACCAGCUGAACUCUGGAAUGUGCAGGCAUGGAGGACGAAACUGAGACAUUCCAGCAUCUUUUUGUGCAGAUUACGUCGUUCCUAGGACAGUAUAGUUGGCUGUUAGAUGCCUAUGUUUGUGAGUUUUUCACCGAGAAGCACUGGGACAAGAUACCGGAGUCUUGGCGGAAUGUUUUGCAUGACAUUGCCCCACAAGAAAUAGCUGACGACUUACUCUGCUCAUCUGGUAGAGGUGCACGAACUACAGUGUGGCCAUUGUCACUGCUGGCAUUCAGAGCAACAGCACACUCCCUCACACUGCCUAGGCAAGCCUGCAACCUCAGUACACUGCUAGGACAGCUGGGGGCUGAUGGUUCAAGCCUUCCAGAAGAGAUCCGUGAUGGACAGCUGCGGAGCCCGGAACUGCAGCACUGCUUCUGCAGGCAUGUCAAGCCCAAGAAGCAGCAUGAGAUUCUUCGACUGGCCACAACAGUUAAAUGGCUGUGUGAUCAGGUGGGUUGCUCUAACGUGGUGGACAUUGGAUCAGGACAAGGACAUUUGUCACGAGUGUUGUCCUUUGCACACAGGCUGAAUGUUACCAGUGUGGAGGCCGAGGGAUGUCACGUCACCGGAGCUGCAAGGUUUGACAAACAAGUGGUGACUGAUAUUACUAAGGAGAAGAUGAAGAAACAACAGGAGGCUGAUAUUGAUGAGGUUCUGCAUGCUCAGCCUAGUCAUGUGACCUGUUUCCUCAAACCAGACAUUUCUGUAGAUGACUUUCUGUCUGUCAUCAACCAACAGAAUCCAGUCUUAAGUCUUCAUGGAAGUGAAUUAGAGCAAUCAUCAUUCACUGUCACGGAACAAGUUAGUAAUUGCAAUGUAGACAUGGAACUUCCAAGUACAAAGAAAAUUCGAACAUCCGAAGAAGCAAGUGCGAAUUGCUGUGCCAGUGGAAGUAACACUGAUCCGACACAAGCAGAAAAGGUUGUGUCCCACGAGGGUGAUGCUCCUUGUGACAGAAAAGGCUUUAGCAUGGUUGGACUGCAUACAUGUGGGGACCUGGCACCCACCAUGUUGAGAGUCUUCACACGCUGCAAUGAUAUCCGUGCCCUUGCUUCAGUGGGAUGUUGUUACAUGAAAAUGACAUGUCCGAAUGAAAGCACGACCAGACGAGAUGGGCCAGUAGACAUUCAACAUCAGUAUGUCUGUUCAGAUUAUGGCUUUCCUAUGAGCCAGAUGGUCAAAAAUCUGAAUGCUGAAAUGAGUUACCAAGCCCGAGAACUAGCUUGCCAUGCCAUAGACAUGUACACAGAGAGGUUGAAGAGUGAUGAUAGUGAGGUAAUGAUGCCACACUGCUACAGGGCUACACUGGAACACUUUAUUGUCAAGCAUGACAGUACCAAGAGGAGGGCUGGGAUCAGGAGCAUUCGUAAAACACAUAAGAUGGACUUCCAAACCUAUGCAGAGAAAGCCCUGGCAAGGUUAAUAUAUCCCACUGAUACAAGUGUCCCAGUUGAUGCAGCAGAGGCUGCUGAGAUGCUGGCGUGUUGGAAGGACGUUGUUGUGUUCCACUGCCUGCGUCUGGUGCUGGCUCCUGUAGUGGAAACUCUGCUCCUGCUGGACAGGAUGCAGUACCUAAGGGAACAUGGGACCAACUGCCAACUGGUACCCUUGUUCAAUCCAAGACUGUCCCCCAGAAACUUUGUACUACUUUCAAACAAACAUUCAUAGUAAACUUUGGUCGCUUUGUCCAGGGCUUCCUACAUGUAUGUUUUUUGGUGUUCUUUGAUAGCAGUUCAGGAAGACUGACUGAUGCACACACAAUUUAGGAGACAAGAAAUGAUUUAUUUUCUUGUAUUCUGUGUUGUAUUUAAUAUUCUUUGUACAUCUGUACAAAAUAUAGAUUAAAAGUAUACUGUGUUUCAAUAGUGAAAGACAAAACUACCUUCCAAUGCCAUUGAGAAUUGAUACUUUCUGCUUUCAUAGAUAUAUUAUAUUCAAUUCAAUUGUCAAGUCCCAAUCUGGUAGUUUUAUGCUGUUAUUCAUCUAACAACAAUAUGCAUUGAUACCUGUAUUUCAUUACCUACACAUUCAAGUAUAUGUAUGUUGGUUGAAUGAUUCAACCAACCAUGUACAUGUUGUAAUUUUGAGGACAUAUUGUUCAUGUUGCAUAAUAUACUUACAAUAGACUUACAGUUCAUUGCACUGAAUAGCAUAAGAUAGAAAUAUGCAGCACCAUUAAUGUACACAUUUGCUUGAGUAAUUGCUAUUUGGCAUAUCUUAUUAUCUGGAUGUCUGACCAUCAACUCUAUUGUAUGUUUCCAAGUCUCUGCAAUAUAGAGACAUUCCAAGGUAUGGCCUUGCAACACCACCUUAUUGAGCAUUUAAUU